Acanthosepion pharaonis is the source of this 1071-nucleotide messenger RNA. The record is from the annotation of a GenBank genome assembly. Lineage: Eukaryota; Metazoa; Mollusca; Cephalopoda; Sepiida; Sepiidae.
AUGUCUUAUUUCAUUUCAUGUUUUACUUUGCCAACAGCCGCCUUCUAUCCUCUGUUCCUUCAACAACAGGAUCCCCCCGCCCCCGCCCGCCAGAGUGAAGAUGUCGGCGACCCGCGCAUGCGUUCUUGCUUCUCUCACAGUUUAAGGUUGUCGCUUCCGGAUGUGGUUACCAACAAGUUGCACUCUCAUGUCGCAUCCUGCAGCUCAGGUGACGAUGCAUUUCUCUCGCAGUCCAAAGAAUACGAAGCAGGUGUCGUAAUUGCUAGCCCGAAGCAAAUCCAUAUUCAACUUUCUCUCUUUGUUUCUCUUUCUUUCUUUCUUUUUCUCCUCCUUUCUUUCUUUCUUUCUUUCUUUCUUCUUCUUCUUCUUCUUUUUCCUCCUCCUUCUUCUUCUUCCACUUUUUCUCUUCCUCUUCCUUCUUCUUCUUCUCCGUCUUCUUCUUCCACUUCUUUUUCUUCUAUCAUCUGUUCCCGUUCCCUUUUCUUUUUUGUUUAUUCAAUAUUUAAACCAUUUUUAUUUCCUUACCACAUUUACUCUCUCUCUCUCUUUCUCUCUCUUUCUCUCUCUCUCUCUCUCUCUCACACACACACACACACACUUCUCGGAUCCUCUGCAUCAUCCGACGCUUUUUUCUUCUUCUCCUUGUUUCUCUUCUUCUCUUUUGUCAUUUCUUUGUCCUUUCCCUCGCUUCUUCUACCACGCAUUUGUUUCAUCUUCCAUGAUCCACUUUCAUUCUGUUCUUCUUCUUCUUCUUCUUCUUCUUCUUCUUCUUCUUCAAUUCUUGUCACCCUCUUUGGUUUACUUCUGCUUUCUUUUACCCCCUUUUCUUCUUCUUUGUCAAUUCUUCAACUUUUUCUCUAUCUCUUUAUUUCUUUUCCAUUUUUCUUCUCUCUCGUUUUCUUUUCUUCCUUCUUCCUUCUGAAAAUGCAUUUUCCUUUUCCUUUUGAAUAUCAACAUUUCUUAUUCUUCCUCUUUCUUCUUCUUUUUCUUCUUCUUCUUCUUCUUCUUUCCGUCCCUCUUCUCCUUUUCCAUCUUCUUCUCCUCCUCCUCCUCCUUCUUCUUCUUCACUAA